Coregonus sp. 'balchen' is the source of this 16806-nucleotide messenger RNA. NCBI's taxonomy places the organism in Eukaryota, Metazoa, Chordata, Actinopteri, Salmoniformes, Salmonidae. The record is from the annotation of a GenBank genome assembly.
UGAAGCGCGCUAAUGCGUUGUCAUGUGACCAGCUCAUCACGAGCAACAACCGCAAAAGUGAACACAUGAUUACUCCUUCCGUGAUCUCUGUGUGCAUAAGUACUGUGGCUGUUCUGUAACUACUUACGGCCUAAUUCAACGAAAAAAGUAAGUGCCGGUUAAAUACGUUCAUCCGGCUCAUUAAUCAUUCAGUGUACUCAAAUACCAGCAUACUCUUGGUUACUUAAAUGUUGGCUAUCUUGUUGCAAUCACUGUUGGGAUCUUCUCGGACUGAAACUAGCUAGAUUGUCUUUCAAGUCUAGACAUGUCAUGGCUUAUUGCUAGUAAACUGAUUAACGUUUCAGCUCAUUUUACUCCCAGAUGUUUCACUUGGUGUUGUCCCUGCUGUUCGGAGCAUUGGGGACUCUCGGGGCACCUGAAGUAGAUGAAAUAAAGUUCCUCCCUGGGCUUCAAAAGCAGCCUAACUUCAAACAGUAUUCGGGAUACUUCAAUGUGGCAGACAACAAACACCUUCACUACUGGUGAGUGGGUAGCCUUCUCUUUUUAGCAAUUAUGACUAAGUCAUGCCAUACUAACUAGCUACAUAUUUACUUCAAACCUAAAGGGAGUAUUAUAUGUGUAGGGCACAUGACUUUAGCAAUGAGGAAGUGUCUUGGGUUGAAUAUUUCCUCAUGCAAACCACGUGCCCAGUACGCUGCUUAAUUUGGCACGCAGCCAGCUUAUCACUUGAGUAGUUUUAUAUUUAAUCAGCUCCUCAAGUUAUGUCAACAGAAUUCAUGUGGGUAUUACGUCCUACACGACUUCCAUUCAUGUGAAUCUAUCAUGCAGGUUUGUGGAGUCUCAGAAGGAUCCAGCUGGCAGCCCAGUGGUUCUGUGGCUGAACGGGGGCCCUGGGUGCAGCUCCCUUGACGGUCUACUCACAGAACAUGGGCCUUUCUUGGUAAGGAGAAGCCAAGAUAUUUAUCAAUGGUCUAUGGGAGAAAUUAUCUAGCUACGUUUUUCACUUUAGAUCACCAAUGAUGUGUGAUGUAUUGUUGUCUCUACCUUUCUUUCCCUUUGUGCGGUUGUCUCUGCCCAGCUGCUGUUGUGUUGCUGCCAUGCUGUGUUGUCUUAGGUCUCUCUUUAUGUGGUGUCUGUCUUGUCGUGAUGUGUUUUUGUCCUACAUUUUUAUUUUUAAUCCCAUCCCCACAGGAUACCUUUUGGGAGGCUAUCAUUGUAAAUAAGAAUUUGUUCUUAACUGACUUGCCUAGUUAAAUAAAACCAACAGUCUCAGUUAACCCAUACCUGUUUAAAAAUUUAGUUUUGAGAAGUCUCCAUCCUCUCAAAAGGAAACUCAGCCAAAGCACCACCCCACCCCUUCCGCUAAUUUCACCACGCGCAAAGCAGUCGCAGUUUAAGCAUCGCCUUCGCCGCCUCAUCCUGAUGCGUCCAAAUAAUCAGUGAUGAAAACCCAAACACAGGAACUACUGCUGCUCGUUAUCCUAUGAAUUCAAUCCCGCCGUGACAGAUUCUUCGUUUUUAUGCACAGAAUCUGUCCAUGAGAGAUUAAUGACAACUUUCUUCAAAUGCUGCUAGUAUAAUUCUCCCGCUAGUGUAAAUGGUCAAUCUUACAACUGAAAUUAACAUUGUCUUCCAUUUUAAGAUGUUUUGUCAUGUGUUGCAGAACCACUGCCUUGGCAUAAUCUUUGAACGAAGUCUGCUGUUCUCAUUUCAGAUUCAAAAUGAUGGCAUGUCACUGGAGUACAACCCCUAUUCCUGGAACAUGGUUUGUUUCUUUCAUCUAGCAUUUCAUCACCCAGAUCUGUGUGUGCUCAUGCCAACUCCAUUGCUGUUAUUGUCAAGCCUAUGUUUGGUAUGACAAUGAGUUGGCAUGAUGGCACAGACUGGCACACACAUACAUGCAUAAAUACAGUUGAAGUCGGAAGUUUACAUACACCUUAGCCAAAUACGUUUAAACUCAGUUUUUCACAAUUCCUGACAUUUAAUCCUAGUAAAUAUUCCCUGUCUUAGGUCAGUUAGGAUCACCACUUUAUUUUAAGAAUGUGAAAUGUCAGAAUAAUAGUAGAGAGAAUGAUUUAUUUCAGCUUUUAUUUCUUUCAUCACAUUCCCAGUGGAUCAGAAGUUUACAUACAUUCAAUUAGUAUUUGGUAGCAUUGCCUUUAAAUUGUUUAACUUGGGUCAAAUGUUUUGGGUAGCCUUCCACAAGCUUCCCACAAUAAGUUGGGUGAAUUUUGGCCCAUUCCUCCUGACAGAGCUGGUGUAACUGAGUUAGGUUUGUAGGCCUCCUUGCUCGCACACGCUUUGUCAGUUCUGCCCACACAUUUACUAUAGGAUUGAGGUCAGGGCUUUGUGAUGGCCACUCCAAUAUCUUGACUUUUUUGUCCUUAAGACAUUUUGGCACAACUUUGGAAGUAUGCUUGGGGUCAUUGUUCAUUUGGAAGACUCAUUUGUGACCAAGCUUCCUGACUGAUGUCUUGAUGUUGCUUCAAUAUAUCCACAUGAUUUUCCUUCCUCAUGAUGCCAUCUAUUUUGUGAAGUGCACCAGUCCCUCCUGCAGCAAAGCACCCCCACAGCAUGAUGCUUCCACCCCCGUGCUUCACGGUUGGGAUGGUGUUCUUCGGCUUGCAAGCCCCCACCUUUUCCUCCAAACAUAACGAUGGUCAUUAUGGGCAAACAGUUCUAUUUUUGUUUCGUUAGACCAGAGGACAUUUCUCCAAAAAGUAAGAUCUUUGUCCCCAUGUGCAGUUGCAAACCAUAGUCGUCUGGCUUUUUUAUGGCGGUUUUGGAGCAGUGGCUUCUUCCUUGCUGAGCGGCCUUUCAGGUUAUGUCAAUAUAGGACUCGUUUUACUGUGGAUAUAGAUACUUUUGUACCUGUUUCCUCCAGCAUCUUUACAAUGUCCUUUGCUGUUGUUCUGGGAUUGAUUUUUCGCACCAAAGUACGCUCAUCUCUAGGAGACAGAACGCGUCUCCUUCCUGAGCGGUAUGACGGCUUCGUGGUCCCAUGGUGUUUAUACUUGCGUACCAUUGUUUGUACAGAUGAACGUGGUACCUUCAGGCGUUUGGAAAUUGCUCCCAAGGAUGAACCAUACUGGUUGAGAGAGUGCAAAGCUGUCAUCAAGGCAAAGGGUGGCUACUUUGAAGAAUCUCAAUUAUAAAAUAUAUUUUGAUUUGUUUAACCCUUAUUUUUUUUUGUUACUACAUGAUUCCAUAUGUGUUAUUUCAUAGUUUUGAUGUCUUUACUGUUAUUCUACAAUGUAGAAAAUAGUAAAAAUAAAGAAAAACCCAUGAAUGAGUAGGUGUCUGAAAUUUUGACUGGAGAUGUGUAUGUGUGUGUGUGUGUGUAUAUAUAUAUAUAUAUAUAUAUAUGAGUUACAACAGGUGUGAUGUUUUUAGAUUGCCAACGUGUUGUACCUGGAGUCACCAGCAGGUGUUGGAUUUUCCUACUCUGACGAUAAGAAGUACACAACCAAUGACACUGAGGUGAGUUGUUACCUGAAGAACCACUCCGCUUAACCAGUUAGGUGACAUGUUGAGGAACCUAGGACUUGAUUGACUUAUGAAUUGUUAAAUGGGAUCGCUCGUAGCCAUUUAGCAGAUGCUUUUAUCCAAUGUGACUUAUAAUAGUGUAGGCAUAAAUGUUUGUAUUGGUGACCCCAGCGGGAAUUUAGCCCACGACCCUUAACCAACUGAGCCACACAGGACCACCCAUCAAGACUGACACAUCAAGCCAAAUGUUUUCGACGUGCAUGAUGCAUCUCCCAAUCCCUUCCGACAGCCAUUUCCGAUGAGUUGAGUCGUUGUUGGGACUGUACAUGAGCUCAUUGAGUAAUAUAUUGGCUUUUCUUCUCUAGGUGGCCAUGAAUAACUACCUGGCCUUAAAGGAGUUCUUCAAAGCCUUCCCAGAGUACAGCAAGAAUGAGUUCUUCCUGACGGGCGAGAGCUACGGAGGCAUCUACAUCCCCACCCUGGCAGAGAGAGUGAUGGAGGACGCCAGCAUGAACCUGCAGGUGAGAAAGAGAUCUACAAAUGCAUCCCAAAAGGCACCCUAUCCCCUGGUCAAAAGUUGAGCACUCAAUGGGGACUAGGGUGCCAUUUGGGAUGCAUCUGUAGGACUUUCUUCUUCCCUUCAGUAACUCCCCGCCAAAUCAGAAUUAAUUAAAUGGGCAAAAUCAAUAUAGGGGUUAACCUACUUGGCCUAUUUGAGUGAUAGGUUGAGCCUUCACUGUAAUGCUUGUCAAUCCAGCUCCUCCUGAUCUAGGAGGUUGAGUUACCAUGGGUAGAAGGGAGAGAUCAAGAGUUGUAUGUUUGGAAACGUCUACUAGCCAGACACGCUCCCCAUUGACAGUUGUCGCUUUGCAGGGGUUUUCACUCAACACUGGUCUUUGAGGACAUGCAUUCUGCUUGGUUUAGCCUAAUGCGCACCACUGCAUUUAAAAUUGUUUGGCAUUUUAAGAGCAGUGUUUGGAGUUGUGGUACCUUUUCACCUACUAAAUGUCUACUGACUAAAUCCUGUCACGUAAGAAUGGAUGUUAAAUGUUUUUUUCCUCCAGGCUUAUGUAGGCUAGAUUUAUUUUCAGGAGCCCUAAUAAUCAUGCGGUCUAUAUUCAGAACCACGUUCCUGUAAAGCUUAGAGGAUCUCAUGUUAAAUAUUGUUGAAGUAAUAUGGCUACAGGUUCAUCUGCCUCACCUAAAGCCCAUUCCUGUGGGAAGUUGCUAUAGACCACCAAGUGCUAACAGUCAGUAUCUGGCUAUGUUUGAAAUGCUUGAUAAUGUAUGUGAUAUCAACAGAGGUAUAUUUUCUGUGUGAUUUCAAUAUUGACUGGUUUAUAUCAAGCUGCCCACUCAAGAAAAAUCUUCAAACUGUAAUCAGUGCCUGCAACCUGGUUCAGUCAACCUACCAGGGUGGUUACAAAUAGCACAGGAAUUAAAUCAACAUGUAUUGAUCACAUCUUUACUAAUGCUGCAGAAAUUUGCUUUAAAGCAGUAUCCAAAUCCAUCGGAUGUAGUGAUCACAAAAUAGUAGCCUUAUCUAAGAGAACCAAAGUUCCAAAGGCUGGGCCUAAUAUAGUGUAUAAGAGGUCAUAUAAGAAGUUUUCUAGUGAUUCUUAUAUUGAUGAUGUAAAGAAUAUUUGCUGGUCUGUGUGUAAUGAGGAGCAACCAGACGCUGCACUUGACACAUUCAUGAAAUUGCUUAUUCCAGUUUCUAAUAAGCAUGCACCCAUUAAGAAAAUUAAUGUUAAAAACUGUUAAAUCCCUGUGGAUUGAUGAGGAAUUGAAAAUGUGUAUGGUUGAGAAGGAUCAGGCAAAUAGGUCUGGCAGCACAACCGUACUGCAAAUUGAGGUCAUGUGACUAAACGGAAUAAAAAGGAGAAACUAUAUAUACUAUAAAACAAAGAUGAAGUAAAAGCUUUGGAGCACCUUGAAAUGACAUUUUGGCCAAAUUCGGCUCCAUCAUUUAUUGAAUCAGAUGGCUCAUUCAUCACAACCACACUGAUAUUGCCAACUAUUUUAAUGAUUUUCUCAUUGGCAAGAUUAGCAAAUGUAGUCAUGACAUGCCAGCAACAAACGCCGACACUACACAUCCAAGUACAGUCCAUUUGGAAAGUAUUCAGACCCCUUGACCUUUUCCACAUUUUGUUACGUUACAGCCUUAUUCUAAAAUUGAUUGUUUUUUAAAACGUCCCCAUCAAUCUAUACACUAUACCCCGCAAUGACAAAGCAAAAACAGGUUUUUAGAAAUGUUUGUGAAUUCUAUUAAAAAUAAAAAAGGUACCUUAUUUAAACGUAACCCUCUCACCAGGCUCGAAUUUGACUCUCACAAUAUUACCUUAUUUAGAAUAUCUGAACAGCAUGGGAUAUUAGGUGAGAAGGACAUCUCCAAUAAGAAUCCCUAUUGUAAACUUGCUAGGGUGAAUGACAAAUAGGGUAUUAACUUCAGAUAGAAUGAUUAUAGACUUGGUUAUUAUUAUAAGGAUAUGCUUUCCCAUGCAUUAAAUGAAACUGAAACAGUAAAUGACUCCACCAAUACAACAGACAUAAGGUUCAAGAUCUAUAUUAAUCAAAUGUUCAAUGUAUCACAUCAAAAGAAAUAAAAAUUAUAAACCCCAAUGAUUUUUCCACAACCCAUGUCCAAAUUAUUUGCAAGCUUGCUUAAACCCUGGGUGCGCGUUGGAGCUCAUAAAAAAAAAAAAAAAUGACGGCAUACAUAAAGUCCCGAAGUCCACCACACAUUUGUAGUUACUCACUACUUGUAGAUAAUGCCUCAGCAAAAUAUAGUAGUUCCGUGCAGGUGUCCUCACAAGAUCCACAGCGAACACAGCUAUCAAUGCAGCCAGUACUCGGUAGCAGCAACAGACAUCCGUUGGAAACCCGAACUCGUUGAUCGUCACAAGCAAUUCUCUCCAAGUCUUGCACGAUGCUAGGCUAACCUCUAGGAUGUCGAAUGUCUCCACAAUGCGACGGCAGCUUCAGUCUCUACUAGGUCUUUCUUAACGAAAUAAUAAACACUCUCUUAUAGAAAUAAAAUCAGGAUUUCCCUUUAAAAAAAACUCUGUAGAUAUGGUUUUGUUUUCUCUUUAUUGUUUCCUUUGGUAGUUUUUCCUUCACCAACCCCACUAACGUCUCUCCUCUCCCUUCGUUCAACCUUUUCCCUCUCUUUUCUUUCCCAGCAACCAGUCCACUCUCCCAUUGGCCACAAGUUACCUCAUUGGUCAAAACUUUAACGAGAUACGUGGGAAACUUAAACUUAAAAGUAAACCAACCUAUUCACUUGUAAAACAAUUGCUUCUAAAUAAAUUCAUUAAUGACAUUACAAAUCAAGAGCUAUUCGAUCACCUUUUAAAUCUAAUACCAAUGAAUUAUAACAACUCAAUACUUGGUUUUAGCAAGGUAUUACAUAAAUAAGUAUUCAGACCCUUUGCUAUUAGACUCGAAAUUGAGCUCCGGUGCAUACUGUUUCCAUUGAUCAACCUUGAUGUUUCUACAACUUGAUUGGAGUCCACCUGUGGUAAAUUCAAUUGAUUGGACAUUAUUUGGAAAGGCACACACCUGUCUAUGUAAGGUCCCACAGUUGACAGUGCAUGUCAGAGAAAAAACCAAGCCAUGAGGUCGAAGGAAUUGUCCGUAGAGCUCCGAGACAGGAUUGUGUCAAGGAACAGAUCUGGGGAAGGGUACCCCAAAAAAUUCUGCAGCAUUGAAGGUCCUCAAGAACACAGUGGCCUCCAUCAUUCUUAAAUGGAAUUGGUUUGGAACCACCAAGACUUCCUAGAGCUGGCCGCCCGGUCAAACUGAGCAAUCGAGGGAGAAGGCCCUUGGUCAGGGAGGUGACCAAGAACCUGAUAGUCACUCUAACAGAGCUCCAGAGUUCCUCUGUGGAGAUGGGAGAACCUUCCAGAAGGAUAACCAUUUCUUCAGCACUCCACCAAUCAGGCCUUUAUGGUGGAGUGGCCAGACGGAAGCCACUCUUCAGUAAAAGGCACAUGACAGCCCACUUGGAGUUUGCCAAAAGGCACCUAAAGACUCUCAGACCAUGAGAAACAAGAUUCUCGGGUCUGAUGAAACCAAGAUUGAACUCUUUGGCCUGAAUGCCAAGCGUCAUGUCUGGAGGAAACCUGGCACCAUCCCUACGGUGAAGCAUGAUGGUUGCAGCAUCAUGCUGUGGGAUGUUUUUUAGUGGCAGGGACUGCGAGACUAGUCAGGAUCGAGGGGAAAGCUGAACGGAGCAAAGUACAAGAGAUCCUUGAUGACAACCUGCUCAGGACCUGAGACUGUGGCGAAGGUUCACCUUCCAACAGGACAACAACCCUAAUCACACAGCCAAGACAACGCAGGAGUGGCUUUGGGACAAGUCUCUGAAUGUCCUUGAGUGGCCUAGCCAGAGCCCGGACUUGAACCGGAUCAAACAUCUCUGGAGAGACCUGAAAAUAGCUGUGCACCAUCCAACCUGACAGCGCUUGAGAUGAUCUGCAGAGAAGAAUGGGAGAAACUCUCCAAAUACAGGCGUGCCAAGCUUGUAGCGUCAUACCCAAGAAUACUCGAGGCUGUAAUCGCUGCCAAAGGUGCCUCAAAGUACUGCAUGAAGGGUCUGAAUACUUAUGUAAAUGUGAUAUUUUUUGUUUUUAAAACAUUUAUAAAAACCUGUUUUUGCUUUGUCAUUAUUGGGUAUUUUGUGUGUAGAUUGGGGGAGGGGGGGGUGGAACAAUUUAAUCCAUUUUUAGAAUAAGGCUGUAAUGUGGAAAAAGUCAAGGGGUCUGAAUACUUUCGGAAUGCACUGUAUAUCUGACCAAAUUAUCAUUUUAAUUUCCGUAAAGUGAGUGUGGAAGAGGUGAGAAUUAUAUUAUAUUGCCACUCCUAUUUUAAAUUUUAAGCCUACUAGAAAGUGUGUGCCCUUAGGCCUGGAGGGAAGCAAAAAUUCAUUCCGCUACCUAAGAGUAGUAGAGCCCCCUUUGCAGGCUCAAAUAGCCGACCAAUCAGCCUGUUACCAACCCUUAGUAAACUUUUGGAAAUAAUAAUUGUUUGACCAGAUACAAUGCUAUUUCACAUCACAGUAAACAAAUUAACAGACUUUAGCACGGUUAUAGGGAAUGACAUUCAACAAGCACAGCACUUACACAUGACUGAUUGGCUGAGAGAAAUUGAUGACAAGAUUGUGGGCGCUGUUUUGUUAGACGUCAGUGUGGCUUUUGACAUUAUCGAUCAUAGUCUGCUGAUGGAAAAACGUAUGUGUUAUGGCUUGACACCCCCUGCUAUACUGUGGAUAAAGAUUUACCUUAAUGGAAGCCCCACCAACAAAAUCCAGGUAGAAUCAGGCAUUCACCAGGGCAGCUGUCUAGGCCCCUUAACUUUUUUUUUUUUUUUUUAAGAUAGGAAAAAAAGUAUCUAAAUAAGCGUUAUACAAUUUUAAAGGUAAAAUACACUGCAUUCAAACAGUCAGCAAUAAUCUGAUGAAUUCAGGGCUUGUUAAAUUAUACCUCGGCUAAAUAUAAGCCUUCCACAACCAUAAGACCCACUAAUAAUGUAAUUAUAGUUUAACCUGUUUUUAAAUUUGCAUUGAGCACUGAUCUGGCUUUCAAGUCUGUCUAUGAAAAAUGGCCUUUUUGUUACAAAUGUAUAACUAGAACCAUGCAUGAUGCACUCACUAACUUCUUGUAGCAGGCAUUAUGCUAUAGAAAAUGAACACAGGUCUCAUCAACAAGCCCACGUGCUAGUGGUUAGCCAGCUAAUCUUUAUAUUUCAAGUUUAGCCAACUUGGAUCUAUUUGAUAGCUAACAAGGUAGAACAGUUUAAUUGUUAUGAACACACCCUUCUGUCUGUUUGAAAAGCAUCCUAGCCUGUCCACUUUGUUCAGAUGCUGAAAUCAAGUGGCCUACCUUAUUUCUCAGAAUGAGAACGAGUUGCCAAUUCCUUGUAUAAUUGUGUUUUAUGCUUAUUGCACAUUAGACAGCUAGUAUAACAGUCUUUGGCUAAAAUGCUGCUAGUGAUACGUGGUACCCAAAUGCCACGGGCGCGACAAACUGAGCAGUCAUUUUUCAGAAUCAAUGUUCAUUGAUACUCUCGUUUUUAGUAGUGUCUGCUCUGCGCGCUAUUUGAGUAGUUGAGACAUUAAAAAGGGUAUUUUUUAAAGAAAUUUUAACUUAUCUAUUACAGUCAAAUAAUCUCUCAAUGUGUUUUGGUGUCCAUAUGACCGAUUCUGUUGGACCAAACUGAGUUGAAACCGCCUGUCCGAGAGGAAGAUGUGAUCUUAACUUUGUUGAAAAAUGUAUGCACUCACUAACUGUAAGUCACUCUGGAUAAGAGUGUCUGCUAAAUGACUAAAAUGUAAAAAGGUUGGCGUGAGUGGCAGUGGGAGGGACUUGGUGUGUGUGUGUGUGUAAACCAUAGAGGAAGAGGUGACGCGAGAGGUUUCACACUCUUUAAAAUCUUUAUAAAAUAAGGCCAAUGUGUUUCUAUGGGCUUAUUUUGGACCUAAGCUUGUCGCCUGCCUUUGGGUUAACGACUCCCGUUGUUAGGGUAGAGACGUGCAUCUCGUCAUUAUAUACAGAUAAUUGGUAUAAAUGGGAAGAUGCAGAGCGAAGGAGAAGAGACCGAACAUACAACAUUAGAACACGCAGACAAACGCUCAUAAAAACCAAAAAUAACAAAACCUUGAUUCUUGCGAUACUGGCAUUUGGAAUAUCGCGCAGAAACAUUUGAAUUAAUUCGAUAUAUCGCCCUACCCUAACGACAUGCCACUGGCUUUGAGUAAAGCCAGAAUGUCUAUGUAUGCGGAUGACUCAACACUAUACAUGUCAGCUACUACAGGGACUGAAAUGACUGCAACACUUAACAUAGAGCUGCAGGUAGUUUCAGAAUGGGUGGCAAGGAAUAAGUUAGGCCUAAAUAUUUCAAAAACUAAAAGCAUUUUUAUUUCGGACAAAUCAUUCACUAAACCUCAACUAAAUCUUGUAAUGAAUAAUGUGAAAAUUGAGCAAGUUGAGGUAACUAAACUGCUUCAAGUAACCCUGGAUUGUAAACUGUCAUGGUCAAAACAUGUUGAUACAUCAGUAGCUAAAAUGGGGAGAAGUCUGUCUAUAAUAAAGCGCUUCUCUGUCUUAACACUGUCAACAAGGCAGGUCCUACAGGCCCUAGUUUUGUCGCACCUGGACUACUGUUCAGUCAUGUGGUCAGGUGCCACAAAAAGGGACUUAGGAAAAUUACAAUUGGCCCAGAACAGGGCAGCAUGGCUGGCCCUUAAAUGUACACGAAUAGCAUAACAUUAAUAAUAUGCAUGGCAAUCUCUCAUGGCUCAAAGUGGAGGAGAGUAACUUCAUCACUAAGAAGUGUUGACAAGCUGAAUGAACCGAGCUGUCUGUUUUUUAAACUACUAGCACACAGCUCAGACACCCAUGCAUACCCCACAAGACGUGCCGCCAAAAGUCUCUUCACAAUCCCCAAGUCCAGAACAGACUAUGGGAGGUGCACAGUACUACAUAGAGCCAUGGCUACAUGGAACUCUAUUCCACAUCAGGUAACAGAUAAAUACACCUUAUGUGAAGAGAGACGCGCGCACACACACUACCCACACGUACAUUGUAAUAUUGUAUGGUGGUAUUAUACAUUUUAUAUGUAGUGGUGUAAUGUUACGAUGUACUGUUUUGUGUAAUGUAAGUGCCUUAAUGUGUUUGGACCCCAGGUAGAGUAGCUGCUGCUUUGGCAGGAACUAAGUGGAUCCCUAAUAAAUACAAAUAAUCAGACGAACAAACAUAUUUUUCUCCCAGGGUAUUGCAGUUGGCAAUGGGAUGUCCAGUUAUGAGAUGAAUGACAACUCUCUCGUCUACUUUGCUUAUUACCAUGGACUCCUUGGGACAAGGUACUGUUAUGGCGUUUUUUUUUUUCUUCCCCUAAUGUCAUCUGUGAGUGGUCAUAUCCUGGUCCCAGAUCUGUUUGUGCCCUUGCCAACUUAAUUUCUGUCAUUGCCAAGCAUGUUGGGCAUGAUAGCACCGACAGACUAGCGCUCAGUCAGACUAUAGUUUUUCAAAUGUACAGAAUAAAUGAGGACUGGUAACGUGGUUCUGUCUUCCUGGCAGGUUGUGGAUUGACUUGCAGGCCUAUUGCUGCGACAAUGGAAAAUGUGACUUCUACAACAAUCGGAACCCCAACUGCUCCAGCAAUGUGAGUCCAUUUACUAUGAUUGAUUCUCCAUUGAUAGCUCUAUAGGAUUUAUUUACAUUGUUCUUCGGGCACAUUGAUUCUCGCAAUGGAAACGAGGUACAUGUAAUGAUUUGAAGGCUAGAGGUGUAUUCAGUAGUUGACUAGUUUGUGUAAAAUUAUCUUGUCUACAUUCUGUUUUAUUGUUGUUAGCACCAAUUUACCAGGUCAAAUUCCUGGUACAUAUAAAUGUACUUGGCAAAUAAAGAUGAUGACCAGUAGUAAAUCUGACACAUUUCCACUUUUUAAAUCUUUCCCCAAUGUGUUUUUUUUUCUACCUUUUUUUUAUUUGGUAUUGUUUUUUGUAACCCCUAGAUUGAUGAGGUGCAGGAGAUUGUCUACAGUUCUGGACUGAACAUCUACAACCUGUACGCCCCCUGUCCUGGAGGAGUUGGCCAGAGAGUCAGGUAAGACCAGCCACUAUCCAGCCACUUCUCAGAUUUCACUGUAGUCUUCACACAAGGAAAAUCUUUCUAACUGCUUCAACAUCUAAAUGAAAAUGCAAUAACAAAGGGUUAACGCCAAAGUUGCGGUCAAUUCAAUUCGGGAAGCAAACUAAUUCCAUUUCCAGAUUUUCCUCAUUUUGGAAUUGGAUUUUCAGUUUACUUCCUGCGUUGACUGGAUUGAAAUGGGAUGUACCCCCUAACCUGCUUUAGCACACAAGCUAUGGUAAUCAAACCGAACAUCUCAGACCUGAGGGAUACACUACGAUUUGAGGCUAGAUGUAGGCUGGGUUUUCUAAAGCUAGCCAGCUUCAGUUAGCUUCACAUUCCAGCUCAGGCUCCAUCCGUACGACUACGGUGGAUAUUGCUCGUCCGCCUGCCGCUACCUCUAGCAGGCUUGUAACUGUGCGUGCGAGUCGCACGUGGCUAGUGAAACGCGUAACUCCUCAUUGAGACGAUGCUGAAACAUCAAUUCAUGGGCAAAUCGGUGCCACAUUUUUCCAUUUGUGCCGAAAUCAAAAAGAAGAAACACUAUAUUGCAAAUUCAGCAGACUAUGGUGUAAAAUAGGCUCUUAGAAGAGCCGUCUUUAUUUUAUUACUUAUCGUUAAUGUAUCAUUGCUUAUCAAUUCACAAGUACCUUUUUCCCCCCACUCCUACGAUACGUUUUACUGUGCGAGAAGUUUCAAAUACAUUGUCAUUACUAAAUGUGAUAGGUAUUUUAAAACACAAAUUGGAUUAAUAAAAUAUUUAAUUGGUUAUCUUCCUCAAAUGAAGGGGAUGCUGACGCAAUAUUAAUAUAACUCGUGGCUCAGACACUUCAUUCAGGAUAAAUGGAGUUGGCGCCGAGAUGUUGGUCUGCCCGGGAUUAGGUUCCUUCUGAAGGAUUCGUUGCCAUAGAAAUGUACCUAAUUUAAAAAGUGAACCACUUUCGUGGUACCGGUUGAACUGACCAAAGUUGCCUCUCACACCACGUGUGUAGUACAGGGCUCUGCAUACAGUAGUUCCUAACUCCUCACACCACGUGUGUAGUACAGGGCUCUGCAUACAGUAGUUCCUAACUCCUCACACCACGUGUGUAGUAUAGGACUCUGCAUAGGUCAAGCCAGUAGCUUCUACUACAGAUGUGUUCUGUUCUCUGACGUGUUAAUGUGUUCUGUUCUCUGACGUGUUAAUGUGUUCUGUUCUCUGACGUGUUAAUGUGUUCUGUUCUCUGACGUGUUAAUGUGUUCUGUUCUCUGACGUGUUAAUGUGUUCUGUUCUCUGACGUGUUAAUGUGUUCUGUUCUCUGACGUGUUAAUGUGUUCUGUUCUCUGACGUGUUAAUGUGUUCUGUUCUCUGACAUGUUAAUGUGUUCUGUUCUCUGUGCAGCAUUGACAAUGGGCACCUGGUGAUUCGAGAUCUGGGGAAUAGUUUCAUCAACCAUGAAAGGACUCAACUGUGGAACCAGGUAAAAAUGAAUUUAUUGUAGAGGAAUACAUUGGGCUGAGGACCUGUUUUCAAGUGUGCUUUGAAUGUUGUUGUUUUUUUAAAAUCUUUGGAUCUUCACGUUCUAGCUGAUUUUUGUUAUAAUUAUGUAUUAGUUGUACACAAUGGUAAUUUCUAGUUUGGUGUUUUUCAGUCCCUUUUUAGUAUGAAUUUCUCAUUAAGGCUGGGUGUAUAUACUCCACCAAGCAGUCUCCGUAGCAAAACGUUACCAGAGCGUGCAUAGUUGCAACCUAAAACAUGUACCAAAAUGUCCGUAAGGAACCUGUCUAUACGAUGCAUGAUUACAGCACUGUAUGGUAAGAGUAUGUGUAGUGCAGGGUUGACCAAUUCGAAGGGGUGUGAAUAUUUUUGAAGGCAUAUCAAGUCUUUCAUUUUAAAAUUCAAAUCACUUCCUGAAUUGACUGACUUCAAAUUGACCCUAACCCGGGUCAAGUAGACCGUAUAUCCAGCCUUAGUUGUGUACCUCUCUGUUGGUCUCGUAGAAGCUGAAGGGUGUGGCGUCUCUGUACAAGCGUGUGAGGCUGGACCCUCCCUGCACCAACUCGACCCCGUCUACCCUGUACCUGAACAACCCCUACGUCAAAGCAGCCCUCCACAUCUCCCCCUCCGCUCUGCCCUGGGUGAUAUGCAGGUAAGUGAGGGGUGUUUACAUUAUUAGGUACAAGGAUGAGGAAACUUGACUCACGGCUCUCUAAUGUUCAGUGGGUAGAUAAUAUGGUCAAAAUACAGGUUUUGACAUGGACCAAUAUGAAUGACCCCUUUACAGGACGAGGUGUUUAGUACAACGUCAUUUGGUGCGUUCUUUAGAUUACCUACGAGAAUGUGAGUGGGGCAGAGCUGUAUUGCACUGUCUUGGUUACGCGUCCACCAUAGUUGUUGGAACCAGUGUGAUAUGGGUCGGCACUAUAGUGUGAAAAGGGUAUCAGCGAUGGGGCCAAUGAAAGGUGAUUGGUUCCGAGAGCAACAAACUUGCGUUGGGUUAAAUUGUUUUAAUUGAUACCACUUUGUGGUUCAGACAGGACCUGUUUCCCCAUCACUGCAUCAACGUAAAUAUCUUAACUAUCCUGACUAAAAGUUUGGUUGUGUUGAUCUCUGCUGUUACAGUGCUGAGGUGAAUCUGAACUACAACCGGCUGUACAUGGAUGUGAGGAAGCAGUACCUGAAGCUGUUGGGAGCUCUGGUGAGCUUGCUAAAGUAUUUUCUUCCAUAUACUGUGCUUGACUAAGCUUGCAUGGAAUAAUGGAGCCAAUAUAAUAGUCCCAAAAGUGCAAACCCUGCACCAAACCUGGCACUCCAGGCAGGCUCCAACACUUGAGGUGUGUUUGUGUGUGUAUAUGUAUAUAUAUAUAUGAACCCAGGUCUGACUGUGAUUAGUGGUCUUGGCAGUAGUGAUAGACAUGUCGUCCAUCUGUCUUGUAGAAGUACAGAGUGCUGGUGUACAAUGGCGACGUAGACAUGGCCUGCAACUUCCUUGGGGACGAGUGGUUCGUGGAGUCUCUCCAGCAGGAGGUAUAUUAACCUUUUUUACCUUCUGCAAGACACUACAUGACAAAGGAUGGAAAAACAGAACACUGACUAGAAAUGAGGCUGCUGGUGUCAUGUCUGGUUCUAUGUGCACCGUGGUGAAGUUUUCAUUGAGUACAGCUCUAGGAUCAGAUUCCCCUCCCACAAUCCAUUUAGUGGGGAAAAUGCUAAACUGACGCAAGAUCAGGAACAACUUCCCUCCACUCCGUUCUAUGCUGUGGCUUGACCCCUGGCUCUGGCCCGUCCCUCCCCAGGUCCAGGUGAAGAGGAGGCCUUGGGUCUACUACACCGGCGAGAGCCAGCAGGUGGGCGGCUUCGUCAAGGAGUUCUCCAACCUGGCCUUCCUCACCGUCAAGGUAACGAUGCAACCAAAUAGAAUUGGAACCUGUAUUCCAUUAUCAUAUUUACCUGUGGAUGUACAGAUUUCUGGCUGCAAGGACUAUCAUUUGGAACAUAAAUUCCAUAAAUACACUAAACAAACACACACUAAAGUUAUUAAUUAAUAACCCCUUGCCCUCUCCACUAGUCCCUAGCCUGUUUGCAGAUCUGUGGUGAACAGCAAUAUCUUGCAGGCUCCUCUAAGCUCCAGUAGGUGGCGCAAUUGUAACACCACAAUACUUUGAAUUAGCUCACUUCACUGAGCUAAAGGCUAGGCAAGUCUUCAGAUCUCAGGCAAGACAAUGGUUCACAGAACAAUCUCUGUCACAUUCACCAAACCGCUUCCUCCUGUCCCUUAGACCAAAGGAAUGGAGGAUUGUAGGGGAUUUUUGCUAGAUGUUUCCGACCAGACAAGUGUUUUGCUGCCAUGUAUACAUUACAUUGUAGCUUGCAUUCCAAUCACUGCAGUAAAAAGCUUCUGACAUUCCUCUCUUGGAAGCAGGUACUGUGGUAAGACACCCAUUUAUCUUAACAUGUAGCAUCGGGCUACAGAGAACAUGUUCAUAGUCCUGUCUGGAAAAAUAUGGGAAGUGCUUUAAACCAGGGUUGUGUUCAUUAGACACCAAAUGGAUGAAAAUGGACUGAAACUGUGAGGUCUUUAUUAUUCUGUUGCAAAACAUUUUAAAGUGUUUUCCUUUGCGUUCCCUAAUGAACAUGACCCAAUUCACCGGCAGAUCACCAAUCAACUUUCUCCUUUUAUUUAUCAACAGGGUUCAGGCCACAUGGUCCCCACAGACAAGCCCAUCGCUGCCUUUACCAUGUUCUCUCGCUUCAUCAAGAAACAGCCUUACUGAUCUGAGGCCUGCUGUGAACAAAGCCUGCAGGAAAGGCUCUUUCUCAUCUCAUUUGAUUUGCACUAGCUCAUGGUGAAAAGCACUGGCUGGUAUCCAACGACCACUGACAUAUUCUCCAAGUGUUUUGUUAGCCUGGUCCCAGAUCUGUUUAUGCCGUUUCGUUUCGGGAGUUGGCUGGCUAUACAGCACAAGCUGAUCUGGGACCAGGGCUAUUGUUUUGUAUGGUGUCCGCUUCGGGUGUUUGAUUCUGCUGUGAUAAGACAUGCUGCUGUAACCUGCCAGCUGAGAUUGAAUUAUAAAGGCAAUUGUGUGAUUUUAUGUAUUUGUCGAUUUAGGAGAAAUUCUAUUCACCAUCACAUUGACUUCAGCUGUUUGCACUGGUUGAUGUUAUGUAUUCAGCGUUCCAUUGUACACAAGGCAAUGGUGGGGUGAAUCC